AUGAGAGCCAUCGCGGCGGCGAAGGGCCCGCACGGGAACGACCCGAUGUCGUCCUCCAGGAGGCACUUCAGGUGGCCGGUUCUUGGCAAGAGCGGCAGCCGUGGCGCCGGCGCGGCCAGCGGGGACGAGGGGUAUGUGAGGGGCUCGGAGGCCGAGGAGGAGGAGGAGGAGGACGAGCGCGCCAUGGCCUUCUCGUCCGCCUGCCCCUCCUUCCACUCCGAGGACUUCGUGUCCCCUCCCAAGAAGCCGGUGACGGGGACCGCCGCGCCAGCGCAGGAGAAGCAGCAGCAGAGGAGGAAGGUCCGGACGGCGGUGGCGCGGCUGCGGUCGGCGCUGUCGGCGGCCGUGUCGGGGCGGCGGCGGCAGGUGGGGCUCGGCGCGCGGCUCACCGGCACGCUCUACGGCCACCGGCGCGGCCACGUGCACCUGGCGUUCCAGACGGACCCGCGCGCGUGCCCGGCGCUGCUGCUGGAGCUGGCCGCGCCCACGGGGGCCCUGGUGCGCGAGAUGGCGUCCGGCCUGGUGCGCAUCGCCCUCGAGUGCGAGCGCGCCAAGGCCGCCACCGGGGGCGGCGACGGGGGCGGGAGGAAGCUGGUGGAGGAGACGGUGUGGCGCGCGUACGUGAACGGGAAGAGCUGCGGGUACGCGGUGCGGCGCGAGUGCGGGGCCGCGGACUGGCGCGUGCUCCGCGCGCUGGAGCCGGUGUCGAUGGGCGCCGGGGUGAUCCCCGCGGCGAGCUGCGGCGGCGGGGAGGGCGACGUGAUGUACAUGCGCGCCCGGUUCGAGCGGGUGGUGGGGUCCCGCGACUCGGAGGCCUUCUACAUGAUGAACCCCGACAGCAGCAGCUCCGGCUCCGGCAUCAAUGGCGGGCCCGAGCUCAGCGUCUACCUCCUCAGAGUCUGA
This is a messenger RNA of Triticum turgidum subsp. durum (durum wheat), 903 nucleotides long. The record is from the annotation of a GenBank genome assembly. Lineage: Eukaryota; Viridiplantae; Streptophyta; Magnoliopsida; Poales; Poaceae.